UUUUAAAUAAAAAGAUUUCCAUAUUUAUGAAAUCAUUGAUAUUGAUCAGCUUGUUAUUGGCAACAUGUUUUGGAGCAUUUUAAGAGGAAGAUAAUGUGAUGGUGUUAACUACUGAUACAUUUUAAGAUGCUAUAGAUACAUUCAAAUUCAUAAUGGUUGAAUUUUAUGCACCAUGGUGUGGACAUUGGUAUAAAUAAUAAAUAUAUAUAAAAGUAAGCAAUUAGCUCCAGAAUAUUCAGCAGCAGCAGCUGAAUUAAAGAAAUAAGGAGGAGAUGAUUAUGUGCCAUUAGCAAAAGUUGAUGCUACAGCUGAGAGUUCAAUUGCUGAAAAAUUCUCUAUAUAAGGAUAUCCAACAAUAAAAUUCUUCAUUAAUGGUCAAGCAAUUGAUUAUGAAGGAGGAAGAACAUAAGGUGAGAUUGUUGCUUGGAUUAAUAAAAAAUCAGGACCUCCAUCAACUGAAUUGAAUUCUGUUUAAGAUUUAGAAAAUUUCUUAGAAAGAGUAUCAAGCACUCCUGUAAUUGUCUUUUUUGGUACAUCAUCAGAUGAUAAUGAUUUUGAAACAUUUAAAUAAGUUGCAUAACAAAAUGACAAAGUUACAUUUGCUCAUACUUUCAAUCCAGAAUCAGCUGAAAAAUAUAGUGUAACAGGUAAGAUAGUUCUUUUUAAAUCUUUUGAUGAAAAGAGAAAUAAUUUUGAAUAAUCAGUUACUACAGAUAAUUUGGAAGCUUUUAUUAAUUUAUAUGGAAAUCCAAUUAUAUUACCUUUUAAUGAUAAAGCAAUCAAUAUCAUAUUCUAAUAAAGAAAUAAUGCUAUUAUUUUAUUUACAGAAGAUACUGAUGCAGGUGUUGCUGCAUUUAAUGCUUUUGCUGCUGUUGCAGGUUCUUUCAAAGAUAAGUAAAUAUAAUUAAAUAAUUUUAGGAUCAAAUUUUCAUAUUCAAAACCAAAUGAUGGAUCUGGUUUAUUCCAUAGAUUAGCUGAAUAUAUUGGUGCAAGUACAACUAACAUUCCUAAUGUUAUGUUAUAUGAUUAAUUAGGAGGAAAUGGUAAAUAUAGAUUUGAAGGUGAAAUUACAACUGAAUCACUUAGAACUUUUUUAAAUAAUUUCUUUGAUGGAACAUUAACUAGAUAUAUGAAAUCAGAAGAAGUUCCUGCUACAAAUGAUGAACCAGUCAAAAUUGUUGUUGGUAAAAAUUUCAGAGAUUUGGUUAUCAAUAAUGAUAAAGAUGUUUUAAUUGAAUUCUAUGCUCCUUGGUGUGGACAUUGCAAAUAAUUAGCUCCUAUUUAUGAAGGUUUAGCUAAAAAAUUAUUGGUUAAUCCAAAUAUUAUUAUUGCUAAAUGUGAUGCUACAGCUAAUGAAGUAAUUAAUAUAUUCUAAUUUUAGAUUGAAGGAGUCAACAUUGAAUCAUUCCCAACUAUCAAAUUCUGGAAGAACGGAUAAAAAGAUUAAAUUAUAGAUUAUAAUAGUGGAAGAGAUGAAGCUAAUUUCAUCUCUUUCUUAAAAGAAAACACUUCACAUUAAUGGGUAGAUCUUGAUAGAGUUGAAGAAUUAUGAGUUAUAUAUUUUCAUUUCAUAAAUUUAAAU
This is a messenger RNA of Paramecium sonneborni, 1582 nucleotides long. Lineage: Eukaryota; Ciliophora; Oligohymenophorea; Peniculida; Parameciidae. The record is from the annotation of a GenBank genome assembly.